This is a messenger RNA of Anarrhichthys ocellatus (wolf-eel), 4179 nucleotides long. It is a transcript of the gene sec24b, whose product is annotated as SEC24 homolog B, COPII coat complex component. Bases 216 to 3860 code for a protein of 1214 amino acids. Gene Ontology annotation, molecular function: SNARE binding; zinc ion binding. Gene Ontology annotation, cellular component: COPII vesicle coat; endoplasmic reticulum exit site. The transcript has 24 exons. The record is from RefSeq and is a predicted model, not a curated record. Gene Ontology annotation, biological process: endoplasmic reticulum to Golgi vesicle-mediated transport; COPII-coated vesicle cargo loading; intracellular protein transport. Lineage: Eukaryota; Metazoa; Chordata; Actinopteri; Perciformes; Anarhichadidae.
UCCGCUAAAGAUCCUCCACAUCCCGACUGGAAGCUUCAGCUCUCAGCCGAGCGGAGCUGGCCAGAGUCUGCCCGGGUCUUCACCGACCAGCAGCAACCUCUUUCUGCCGCAUCAUUCCAGGGGGAGGGCGGGUGUGUGUGUGUGUGUUUGAAGAAGCCAGGCUUUUGGGACACCCGUGUAUCUGUGGGUAUAAAGGAGGACGGGAGGACCGAGCGAUGUCUUCUUCUGCGCCGGGUUUCACAAACCUGCACAGCUCCGUCAGCUACAGCCAGAACUCAUCGACACCGAACGGAGGAGAUGCGCGCGCAUACCAGAAUGGUCCAGCACAGACAUACCAAUCCAUGCAUCCACCUACAGGCUGCUAUGGAGCCCCACCUCAACAACAGAACUACCCCAGUCCUGUUCCCAACAAAGCACCCAUCACGAACAGUGCCCACAGUGCUAACUACUACCGGAGCAACCACCAUCAGCAGCAGCAGCAGCAUCCGCAGCAGCAGCACCACCUCUCUCAGCAUCAUGUAGCAGCCUCCCCAUACAGUGCUUCUCCAAGCUCUGCUCCUCCUUCUCAGCCAUAUGCCACCCUCCCCUCUUCAGCACCACCUCCAACAACUGCCCACUACAACCAACAGCCAGUGCAACAGCAUCCACCACCGUAUGCCCCUCCAGGAUCCUACUAUGGACCGCAGUCAUACCACGCUCCCCCAGCACAGCAAUCUCACCACCACCACCAGCAGCAGCAGCAGCCCGGUUUGGUGCCUGCACCAGCUGUCGGCCACGGAGCUCCCGUCUACCCAAUCGUUUCGUACCCGUCUGCGCCAGGAAGUAGCCAGUUUGGCACCCUGAGUUCCUCCCAGAGCACCUCCGCGCAUGGAGUCAUGCCCACCCAGAUGGGUGCACCCCUACAUCAGUACAGCACCACCCGGCCAGCCUCCACAGCAGCAGUGCAGCCUGGGUACAGCGUGACUCCUCCCAGUCAGCUGACGCCGACGGUCAAUGGUCAAGGAAGCACAGGCCACCAACACUAUGACCAAAGCCACCCGGCUGCUCUGAGCUACGACUCCUACGGUGGGGUUAUUCACAGCGGUGGUGCCGCAGACCGGCCGGCCUCAGGAACGCCCUCCACUUCAGUCCAUUCCUCGCCGGGCCACCACCAAGGCAUGCAGUAUGGAUAUGUUGCUAAUAGUGGAGCUAGCUCUGCCUCUGCCACCACCUCAGGCCCGGCCGCAGCCCCCUCGUCAUCCAGCUCUGAGGAUGAUGAUGAUGAUGAGGAGGAGGAGGAGGAGGAUGAGGAAGCAGGUGGUGACACUUCCUCCUCCAGCACUGGCAGUGCCUCUCCGGUGCCCAACAGCUACGAUAACCUGGAAGGGGGCAGCUAUGCAGAUUCCAUGCCGCCCUCCGACCACAUGACCAACCAGGCCCCGCCCUAUGCUAGCUACGGUUACCCCGGCAUGCAGCCGGCCUACCACCAGGGACCGGCCGCCCUCCCCGAGUCGACCCCGUCUCAAGACCCGUACGGCCAGUCCGGCUACCAGCAGUACUCCCAGCCAUUCCCAAACAUGUCCCAGCUGUCUGCGGCCCUGGGGGGGGUGAGCGGGGUGCCUGAGCUGGAGGUGGAGGCCCUGAGGCCGGUCAACCUGGUGCAGGAGAGGAACCUGCUGCCCCCGAGGCCCCUCUCAGCCCCGGAACCCAACCUCAGCCCCGACCUCAAGAAGGUCAACUGUUGUCCUCAGUCCUUCAGGUGUACCCUGACCAGCAUCCCUCAGACCCAGGCUCUACUCAACAAGGCCAGGCUCCCUCUGGGCCUCCUCCUCCACCCCUUCAGAGACUUACAGCAGCUGCCGGUGAUCACGUCCAACACGAUCGUGCGCUGUCGCUCCUGUCGCACCUACAUCAACCCGUUUGUCACCUUCCUCGACCAGCGCAGGUGGAAGUGCAACCUCUGCUAUCGGGUCAAUGACGUUCCAGAUGAGUUCAUGUACAAUCCGGUCAGCCGGUCGUAUGGCGAGCCCCAUAAGAGACCGGAGGUCCAAAACGCCACCGUGGAGUUCAUCGCCUCCUCGGACUACAUGCUGCGGCCCCCUCAGCCUGCAGCCUACCUGUUUGUUCUCGAUGUGUCUCACAAUGCCGUGGAAGCAGGUUACCUUAAGUACUUCUGUGAAUCACUUAUGGACAACCUGGACAAGCUGCCGGGGGAUACUCGCACCAGGGUGGGCUUCCUCACCUUCGACAACACCAUCCACUUCUACAACCUCCAGGAGGGACUGUCCCAGCCGCAGAUGUUGGUGGUGUCGGACAUAGACGACAUCUUCAUACCGUCUCAUGACAGUCUGAUGGUGAACCUGAAGGAAGGCAAAGAGCUGGUGAACGACCUGCUGACGUCUCUGCCGGGCAUGUUCAGCGAGAGCAAGGAGACCCACAGCGCGCUCGGCCCGGCGUUGCAAGCCGCCUUCAAGCUCAUGUCGCCCACCGGGGGCCGCGUCACCGUAUUCCAGACCCAGCUGCCGACGCUGGGGGCCGGGUCGCUGACGUCAAGGGAAGACCCCAACCAGCGCUCGAGCACUAAGGGAGUUCAGCACCUCGGCCCGGCCACAGACUUCUAUAAGAAACUGGCACUGGACUGCUCGGGGCAACAGAUCGCGGUGGAUCUGUUCCUGCUCAGCUCCCAGUACACGGACCUCGCUUCGCUCUCAUGUAUCUCUAAGUAUUCGGCGGGCAGCAUCUUUUACUACCCCUCCUUCCAUUACAUCCACAACCCGGCUCAACUGGAGAAGUUCCAGAAAGAUCUGGAGCGCUACCUCAGCAGGAAGAUCGGCUUCGAGGCGGUGAUGAGAAUACGAUGCACUAAAGGUUUAUCCAUCCACACGUUCCACGGUAACUUCUUUGUGCGCUCCACCGACCUGCUGUCCCUGGCCAACGUGAACCCGGACUCUGCCUUCGCUGUCCAGAUGUCGAUUGAAGACUCUCUGGCAGACUCGUCUCUGGCCUGCUUCCAGGCUGCUCUGCUCUACACCUCCAGUAAAGGAAAAAGGAGAAUCCGGGUCCAUACUCUGUGUCUGCCGGUGGUCAACCAGCUGAGUGACGUGUAUGCCGGAGCUGACGUUCAGGCCAUCACUUGUCUGCUCGCCGACAUGGCCAUCGACCGGUCGAUAACGUCCAGCCUGUCAGAUGCUCGUGAUGCUCUGACGAAUGCGGUGGUGGAUCUGGUGAACGCCUACAAGAGCAACGUGUCCAACCUGCAGCAGACCGGCGUCGUCCUCCCGGCCUCCAUGCGCCUCUUCCCCGUUUACAUCCUCUCUCUGCUCAAACAGAAAGCCUUGCGGACGGGCACCAGCACGCGGCUGGACGAGCGGGUCUUCGCCAUGUGCGAGUUCAAGACGCAGCCGCUGCAGCAGCUGAUGCGGAUGUUUCAUCCUGACCUGUACCGGCUGGACAACAUGUCUGACCAGGGGGCGCUGCGUCUGAACGACACCGUGGUUCCUCAGCCUCAUCUGCUCCACCUGUCUGCUGACAGAGUGACCAGAGACGGAGCUUUCCUCAUGGACUGUGGCAACGUGUUUUAUUUGUGGAUCGGCAAAAGCUGCGACGACCUGUUCAUCCGAGAUGCUCUGGGCUGCCCCAGCUACGCUUCAAUACCCGCCAACAUGAGUCACAUUCCUGAGCUGGAGACGACUCUGUCUGAGAGAGUGCGAGCGUUCCUCGACUGGCUGCAGGACAACCGAGCGUUCAGCUCCACGAUACACGUCCUCAAGGACGGUGCUUCGGCUAAAGCUACUUUCUUCCAGUAUCUGGUCGAGGAUCGGUCCGACUCGACUUUCUCCUACAGUGAAUUCCUGGAGCACAUUCAGCAGCAAAUGUCCUAGUCGGCUCCCGUCACACAGAGAGAAACUGUGGCCGCUGGAGUCCUCAAACCAGAGCAAAGAUUUGGGAUUCCGGCCUCGUAGAGAGCAAACUAGCGUUAGAAAUGAUGGACAUCCGUCGCUCCUUCGUUAGCGAGGCGGGUUAGCUCCCGUUCCUCCAAACAGUCUCAUUUAACAGACCCCCCCCCCCCCCCCCCCACGUUAAUCGGUCAGUCGGGAUGUGACCAUCGGAAAGGGGAGGAGGGUGAUAGUUGUAGAAAAGAAUAAAUGAAUGGAGGAUUGGAGGCUCCUCGCUGCCUCUGAACCACUGUCCUCCCCCCCC